Molecule: messenger RNA, 2413 nt
Organism: Vidua chalybeata
Lineage: Eukaryota; Metazoa; Chordata; Aves; Passeriformes; Viduidae
Product: BPI fold-containing family B member 4-like
Exons: 11
Coding region: 270-1520 (416 amino acids)
Molecular function (GO): lipid binding
Source: RefSeq, a predicted model, not a curated record
UCAUCUCCAUCCCUCUUCCUCUCUUAAAAUGGCAUUUUCACUUCCCUGCAGGGUCAGGCACCCAGCUCUGCAUGGGGGGAGCACAGGCUGGCAUGGAGACAUCGAUGGCUCUGGAGCAGUGUGGCACUGGGCUUCAGCUGCUCCCUGAUAACCAGAAGUGGGAAGAGGGGUCUACAGGUCUGGGCUGACCUCCUGGGAUGAGGGGCAUGGUGUCUGGAGGCUGUAUGUCCAGGAGGAAUCUCCCCACCACCCCAGGGUAGUGCACAUGAAUGAUGGAGAGCUGCACCAGUGCCCAGGCUGUCAAUACCCAUGUGAAACUGGUGCUUGGGAUGAUGUGGGUCUUCCCACAGGUGCUGUGCCAGGACAUGCCACCCUUCUGGUGUCUCAUCUUUCUUGGGGGCCUCCUGCCCCCCUCCCAGGGCCUCCUCAACCUGCUGAACGCAGCACAGCCCAUCGGUGGCCUGCUUGGCACUGGUCUCAUCGAUGGAAAAAGUGGGUUGCCUGGCACAGGUGCUCUUGGUGAAGGUGGGCUGCUUGGCACUGGCCUCCUGGGCAAAGGAAAUCCAAGUGGAGCAGAAAGUGGAGGUCCCCUUGGUGCAGGAAACGAACGCAGUGGAGCUGGGGUCCUUGGCACAGGCCUCCUAGGAGGACAACCUGGCAUCAAUGGGCUGCUCGGCACAGGCAUCCUUAGUGGGAAAGGCCUUGGCCCAGGCCUCCUUGGUGAAGGACUUGGCACAGGCCUCCUUGGUGGGGAAGGACUUGGUAAUGGCCUCCUCAGCAAUGGCCUCCUUGGCAAUAACAGCCUUCUUGGAGAGACAGGUCUGCUUGGCACAGGGCUGCUUGGAAAAGGAGGUCUCCUAGGCAAUGGAAGUCUGCUUGGACUUGAUGGUCUUCUGGGUGAAGCAGGAGGACUGCUGGGUGGAGCAGGAGGACUCUUGGGUGGUGGAGCCCCCCAGAAGAUGACACGCUACGCCUGGCUGAAGGUGCUGAACCUCGAGAACGCCCGAGUGUCAUGGAAGGUCCUUCGUGGAACUGAGCUUGUGCUGAACCUGUACUCGAAGCUGGUGCUCCGCUUUCCAGGGAUUUUUCAGUUUCUGAGUGGAUCCUCAGUAGAAACAAACAUCACAUCACACAUUGCCCUGACCCAGGACUCUCCCGGUGACCUUAAGCUGGUGCUUAAGAAUUGCAGCAACCUCCUUGGUGGCUUCAGUGUCAGCCUGCGGAAAGGCUUCCUCACCAAUCUGGUGAGCAGCAUGCUGAACAAGACUCUUAAGUCGCUUGUCCCUGCACUGCUCUGCCCAUUAGUGAACAUGUGGGUCAGCAUCAUCAACAUUAAUCUGCAAUUCCUCAACCGUGUCGUCUCCUUUGGGCUUCUGGGGAAAAUCUACUCUGCCCUCUCCAAACUGCCAGUGACAUCUGGGCACUAUGUGGAGCUGGAUCUGCAGAAUUCCCCUUUCCCAAGCACCUUCAUCGACUGGCUCCUUCAGACUGCAGGUGUCAAUCCCACGAUCAAUCCGUAGCUGCGGGACUGGCAGCGCCCUGGGGUCCCCCUACAGGCGAUUCCCAAGGAGGAGGAGGGAAGGGAGGAAAACGACUCAGUAGGUGGAGAAUAGACAUGAAAAUGGAGAAACCCAACCAAGAAAAGGAUCUUUCUUCUGCUGUACAUUUCAGCCUUCUCAGAUUUUGGUGUCUCUAUCCCGCCUGGAGUUAUCUGUGCCAAUGAUAAUCUGUGCCAACAGUGAGCAAUGUCAAUAAUUAGCCAUAUUGAUAAUUAGCUAUGUCAAUGCUCAGCCAUGUUGAUGACACUGUGACUGUGGAGGCAGGAGCCCCAGGUCUUGCCUGUGUCCCUCCUGGCUGUCAUGGCCACAAACCACUUGUUAUGGCACUCACUGAUGAAGGGAUGACCUUGAUCCUCUGGUUUUCCCUCACACCCAUCCCAACGUCACUUGGGCUGGGGUUUAGGGCAGGCAAAGGCUCAGCACAGAGGGGACAUUCCAGGUGCUGGAUGCAGACAGUCAGGCAGGGAUUUGAUCCCCUCAGGAAUUUCAUGAGACUGCUCCAACUGCCCAAAUCCUUCUGAGAAGGGAAGAGAGAAAAGGGAUGGAUUCAAUGAGCUGUAAACACUUUGUCUUUGCUCUCCUUCUGCUUCUUGAUUGGCUUACCAUUUCAAAAGGGAUUUUUGCUGUUUCCCGUGAUUUCAUACUGUUAAAAAGAGGCAAAAAAGCCCCCAGCCUAAUCCAGGCGCACACUCAGCCUAUUUGUUCCCAAACAGCGACGCUUUGAACUGAUCAGAGUGAAUGCUAUCCUGCCUUGUAAUCUCCAAGUGGAUUUGGACGUGCUGCAUUGUGGGUGAGGUGGAUUUGAGGAAGAUUCACACCCUUCUGUUACUCCUUACAAUAAAAAUGAUUUUUCU